Messenger RNA from Vigna unguiculata (cowpea), 1118 nucleotides. Its product is annotated as transcription initiation factor TFIID subunit 7-like. Gene Ontology annotation, cellular component: transcription factor TFIID complex. Gene Ontology annotation, biological process: transcription initiation at RNA polymerase II promoter; RNA polymerase II preinitiation complex assembly. Gene Ontology annotation, molecular function: RNA polymerase II general transcription initiation factor activity. The record is from RefSeq and is a predicted model, not a curated record. NCBI's taxonomy places the organism in Eukaryota, Viridiplantae, Streptophyta, Magnoliopsida, Fabales, Fabaceae.
UGUGUUUUAAUUUUGGUGCUCUCCUCCCGCACACAGUUCCAUUCCAUUCUCCAUCCACUGCCCAGUUUCUCUCUCGCUCGAAAUUGGUGCUCCCUGCACGCGUUUCUCCUCCACCGUGACAUCCACCACGUCGCCUCCCUGCGUCUUCGCGUUUUCCUCCUCUACCCUUUCUAGGGUUUGCACACUUCAAUUUUUUCCCAACCCGAACCGCGCAACCCCCUGAUUCUGUCAUACUUCGCCUCUGCAACGAAGGAAUUACAGUGUUGCCCCCUGAUUCUGUCAUACUUCGCCUCUGCAACGAAGGAACUCCAUUCACUGCCCGAUUAGUUAUGGAGGAGCAAUUCAUACUUAGAGUUCCACCGAAUGUGGCAGAGCGGAUAGAGCGGCUUUUAAAUGAAACUGAUCCUUCUUCAUCUGAAGACAAGUCAUUAGAUUUGUCAUUUAGUGAGGAUGGAAGAAGUGGUACGUUUAUGAUUGGGAAUGAACACUUCCCAGCUUCUCUAUUGGACCUUCCCUGUGUUGUUGAAUCCUACAAGUCAUAUGAUGAUAACUCUUUGAUUAAGACAGCUGAUAUUGGUCAGAUGAUUAUGGUUCGGGAAUCCGGUGAUGCUGCUCCAGAUGUAAUUGAGUACAGGCAUGGCCUCACCCCGCCCAUGAGAGAUGCUCGCAAGCGUAGAUUUCGCAGGGAGCCAGAUCUUAAUCCUGAGCUUGUGUCCCGUGUUGAGAAAGAUCUCCUCAAAAUCAUGGCUCGAGGAACAGCUGAAAAUCUUGAUGCAGAAGCCGCUGAACAAGAAGUCGAGGAGAAUGCUCGAGGUGGUAAUAAAAAAGCUGCACCUAAGCCUGCACCGAAACAUGAUGUUCCAGAGAAUCAUACGAAUGCAGGGGAGCCUGACAGGAGUGAUUCUGAGGAAUCUGAUGACUCGGUCUGACCCAAAUCAACUUCCAAAUAAUAUUUAUAUUACAAACAAUGAUGAAAUGACAGCCUGUAUAGUAUAAUUGCUGCAGUUAAACUUGAAUUCUGUCCACCAUUAAAAUCAAUUUUGGUGGAUUUUCCAUUGUAGUUGUUUGUAUACACUUUUGUAUAUUUAUCAAAUGGUGCAUUUUCGUGUUAUCUUUUA